Molecule: messenger RNA, 1986 nt
Organism: Halteromyces radiatus
Lineage: Eukaryota; Fungi; Mucoromycota; Mucoromycetes; Mucorales; Cunninghamellaceae
Exons: 6
Coding region: 74-1921 (615 amino acids)
Biological process (GO): protein import into peroxisome matrix, docking
Cellular component (GO): cytosol; peroxisomal membrane
Molecular function (GO): protein binding
Source: RefSeq, a predicted model, not a curated record
UUUUUUUUCCUUUUUUCUUUGCUUCUUUUUAUUUCAUUACCCAUUUUUAUUAUUAUCCCCUCUUUAUAUAUCAAUGUCUUUUCCAAGUAUUAACGGUGCCGAUUGUUCCAGUGGACAAAAUCCCAUGGUUCAAAUGAUGAAACAGCUCAAUCAAGAUCGGUCGCUUCAAAAGGAUCAUUUUGUAGGAUCAUCAGCAAACAACACAGUAUCCAUGUCGAUGCGAACAAGGGAACAGCGACUAGGCGUUUUUAAUGAAGACAACAUGGUCAAUGACUUUUUUGGACAAGAGCAACAACAUCGUUUAACACAACAACCUGGAAAUGUAUUUGAAUUCUCUCGAUUAGAACAAGAAUUGGAUGCUGUGCAACAUAAUCAACCAUCAUCUUGGGCUGGUGAUUUUCAUCAACAGCAAUAUCAUCAAAGAAACAUACCUCCUCUUCCACUUGGUAAUGAAGAAACUGCUACAAUGGAAAGAGCUUUCUUGUCAACUAAAUCAGCCAUGAAAGCACCUACUGGUUGGCAUGAAGAAUUUAUGAAUCAUUCAGAACAAUCAAGAUUGGAUCCUAUACAACCAACUGUAUUUAACAAUAAUAAUAAUUUUCAGAAUCACGUUGGAUGGUCAAAUGGAAUGUCUGUGCAAUCUCCUCCUUUUUAUUAUCAACAACAGAAUACAAGUGACAGUAAUCGGAUAGUAGAAUUGGAUCAACAAGGAUGGGAGGAUCAAUUUGCAGCUUUUGAUUCUGAUCAAGUACAAGAGGAACAACAACAACGAAAUGAUCAACAAGAAGAAGAGACUGAAGAAGAAAUGGCGAAAAGAAUCGAAGAAGCAGCAAGUAAAGAUCCAGCAGCAUUCAAAGAAUUUGAAUCUAUUUGGCAAGAUCUCCGGGAUCAAAUGGCAAAAGAAGAAUCGGAUGUGGACGAAGGUGAUGACUGGGAAGAUGAAUUCGGUCACUUUGGACCUAGUAGUGGUGGCAUGUACAAACCCGAUUUAGGUGACUAUGUAUUUGAAAUUGAGAACCCUUAUUUGGAUCAUACCAAUCCUUUGGCGGAAGCGCAAGAAAUGAUGGCAAAUCAAUCAAAUGGAACAAUAAUUAGUCUUAGUGAACUGGCUUUGGCUUUGGAAGCAGCAGUGCAAAAAGAUCCUACUGAUUCGGAUGUAUGGAUGCAUCUUGGCAAUGUACAAGCUCAAAAUGAAAAAGAAGAACCUGCCAUCCGUGCCUUGGAAAAAGCUGUGUCUGUGAAUGCGUCCAACUAUCGAGCCCUAAUGUCCCUGGCUGUCAGCUACACAAAUGAAUCUUAUGAUCAUGCAGCAUAUAAAACUCUACAACAAUGGAUCAGUGAAAAAUAUCCCUCGGUAGUUAACGAACCAUUACUUGAAACUGCUACUCCUUACGAACUUCAUGAACGUGUGACAGCUAUGUUUAUCAAAGCUGCUCAGAUGGCUCCCGAUGGACAAGCAAUGGAUCCUGAUGUACAAGUUGGUUUAGGAGUCUUAUUCUAUGGUGGUGGUGAUUUGGAAAAAGCUAUUGAUUGUUUUUAUGCGGCUGUCAAAGGUCGUCCUGAUGAUUAUCUAUUAUGGAAUCGACUUGGUGCGACCUUGGCCAAUAAUGGACGAUCAGAAGAUGCUAUAGAAGCCUAUCACAAAGCAUUAGAACUCUGUCCUUCUUUUGUUCGUGCAAGGUACAAUUUGGGUGUGAGUUGUUUGAACAUUGGUUGUUACAAGGAAGCUGCUGAACAUUUACUGACCGGAUUAUCUAUGCAUAAACGAGGUAUUACUAAUAAUGAAGAAGGUAUCAAUGUUUCAAGGAAUUUAUGGGAUAUGUUACGAAAAUCAUUGAAUAUGCUUGAUCGACGUGAUUUGGCGGAAAAGGCAGUGCCAGGUGCAGAUAUCAAUCAAUUUAGAGUCGAUUUUGAAUUUUAGUUUAGAUACAUAUUUUUUUUUUAUUAGCCAUUUGUAUUUGUAGUCUAUAGAAAUAAACAAUUGAU